UCAAGUCCCUGCAGAAAACGAAUCGUAUCAAUCGACUUUUCAAGUAUUGUUUAAAUUUACAUAUAUGUGUACAAGAUAGCAGUACAUGCAGCAAUUCUCUGAAACACUUGAGUGAUAUGAAUAAAGAUCUACACAACAACAUGGAUCCAAUACCAGAGCUUAAAACCACAGCCUUUUUAAAUAAAUUGCAACCACCGAGUACAGUUCUAAAACCUGUUAUUCCUUCUGGAACUACCUUCACAGGAUCAUGGAGGAAUGUAAAUACCAAGUGCCAAUUUGAAAGAGUAGACCCUUUUGUGGAAAGGUCAAGUGAUGAAAUCAUGGAAAUUGCAAUACCAACUUUUACAGAAUGGAAAGAAACAGAAGAGAGAGCAAAUAUAAUGCAUGAUUCCACAGACAUGCCAGAUACCACUUUUAAACGUGGUAGUGUUAAUUUUUUUUACCACACUCAAGAAUAUCUGCCCCCCAAAAAUGCCAUUUUCAACUUAAAUUGUAAAUAUUGUGAUAAAAAAUUUGCAACUAUUUGGAAUUUAGAAGAUCAUCUGCAGCAAUUACAUACAAACCAUCAUCUAUUACGUUGUCGUUUUUGUGAUAAAACUUUUUGUACAACAGGUAGAUUAUACGAACAUGUCAUAUAUCAUCACAAUAAAGGUCAAUUUAUAAAAGAUCAACUUUUGAUGGGAGUACCACAAAAAAGAAGCAAUCAAAUUUCAAAGUAUAUAGGACAGAGAGAUGAGCUUACUUGGCAUAUGAAUUAUUUAAAGCGUCGCAUUUUGACAAAGAAGUCCAUGUUAGAGAUUCAGUUGCUGAAUGAUAUAAAGUCAGAAAUUAUUUUGGAAAAAAGUAAACUGAAGGGGUCCAAUGGGCAAGAAGUUAUUGUAAUGGGUCCACCCAUAGUUCCUUUGCUGUUACAACAAUUGAAACAAAAACUGACUCCUUUAUACAAUGUAGAUUCAAAAAGGAAGAGGAAAUCAAAAACCAGGGCUGAAAUAGAGAUUGUUGAAGAUGAAAAUAACUCCCAGGAACAAACAGAUGUUUUCAAUGAUACAAAUCCUUCUAAAGAAAAAAAUUUACAAGGAAAUGAUGAAGAAGUUAUUGUGAAGAUGGAAGUUGAUGACCCAAAAAUGCUUCAGGGUCAAUGUGUUAUAUUGAAUGGAGAGAAAUUUAUAAUUAAACAAGAGGAUAAUGUUGAGGGUUCAUAUUGUCUCAAUAAACUUGACAUACAUGUAUUAAACUCUCCAAUAAACAACACAAUAGAUGAGUCUGAGGCAAUUUCUAAAGAUUACGAAUGUUAUGAAGGACAAAUUUUCAUCAAAAGAGAAACAGAAGAUGAAGACAAUAAUUUUUCAUACAAAACUGGAAAGGAACAAGUAAACAAUUCCAAUAUUGAUGAGUCCCAGCAAAUCUCUCAAUGUCAUGGGAAUGAAAUUCUCAUCAAGAAAGAAAUUGAAGAUGAAAAUUUAAUUUUUUCUCACACAAAUGUAGAGGAGCAAGUUAAUAUAAACAAUAUUGAUGAUUCUCAGGGAAUGGUUGAAUGUCAUGGAAACGAAAUUAUCAUCAAGGAAGAGGUUGAGGAUGAAGACUUUAAGUUAUCUCACUCAAAUGGAGAGGAACAAGUUAACAUGAAUAAUGGUGAUGACUCUCAGGGAAUGGUUGAAUGUCUUGGAAACGAAAUUAUCAUCAAGGAAGAGGUCGAGUAUGAACAUUUUGAGUUUUAAUACAUUACUGGAGAGAAAAGAUUAAGUAUUCCAGAUAGUAAUAGUUCCAAUGGAAUUUCCGAAAGUGACAGGGGGAAAAAGUUCAUCAAAGUAGAAAUAGAGGAUGAACACUCGAAAUUUUCAUACAAAACUGGAGAGAACAAGUAAACAAUGCCAAUAUUGAUGAUUCUUAGAGAAUGUCUGAAUGUUAUAGAGUGAAAUUAUCAUCAAGAACGAAGUGGUGGAUGAAGACUAGAUCUUCUAAAACAUUUGUCCAGAGACAAGUCAAGUAACACCAUUUUUAUUGAAAAAGUUAAUGAACAAGAAGGUUGCUCAUCUACUUGAUUGGUAAUAAAUUGCACUGUUUUAUUAUUUUAAAACAGACAACAAAAAUGAAUUAGCAAUUGUCAAAAUGAGCUGACAUUGCAAAAAAAUGCAGAUCAGCUGAGUGUGUUGAUAAGAUUGGAGAUUUAUUGUAAGUCCAAAUUUGACAGAUGAUGUGUUAUUAAAGUAAGUACAGACAGUGAUUGAAGUAUUAAAUGAAGAAAAAAGAUAGCAUAGCAAUUUGUUUGGUAAAAAGAGAUAAUGAGAUUGCAUUAAAAGUUAAUUUAU
Mytilus californianus (California mussel) is the source of this 2309-nucleotide messenger RNA. RefSeq lists its product as uncharacterized. The transcript is spliced from 6 exons. NCBI's taxonomy places the organism in Eukaryota, Metazoa, Mollusca, Bivalvia, Mytilida, Mytilidae. Bases 117 to 1718 code for a protein of 533 amino acids. The record is from RefSeq and is a predicted model, not a curated record.